Molecule: messenger RNA, 2346 nt
Organism: Ophidiomyces ophidiicola
Lineage: Eukaryota; Fungi; Ascomycota; Eurotiomycetes; Onygenales; Onygenaceae
Exons: 1
Coding region: 1-2346 (781 amino acids)
Source: RefSeq, a predicted model, not a curated record
AUGGAGCCAACAGUGCUUGUGAUGCUUUUUGCCGGGCUCACAAUCUUGAGCAGCUGGCUCUCUGUGCCGUUGACAUCUCUUAAUCCACAAAGACCAAUGGCAGAGCGACUUGCAGCGUCAUUCCAGCUCACUGCUGCCGCACAAGGUGUAUCAACGCUUUGCUGUCGCUUCAAUCAGCCUGAGUUCGACUUUUUGAGCGUGUUAAAUCAGACGCUGCCGUUUACUACCCCUGAGCAUAGGGGGUCUCAUGCUCCUAGCGUGGCAGAAACGCAGGCUGAAGAGUCAACGCCCACAGCUAUGGUGUCGAGCUUGUUAAUUCCAACGCCCACCGCCCCUUUUGGAGGUGCCUGUCACAUUAUGUACGAUGGCGUCUUCGAUAACGAUUCGGAGUAUCCUGAGUGGUUUCUUGGAAAAUUGAGAUUGCUAGUCGAAGAGAACAUGCGGCGGCACCCUAAUAUUUACACGGUAGCCACUGUCUGGUUCUUCCUACAAGUUAUUGUGAUAAAAUGCUUUUCUCGUCGGCUUGGCAAGCUUACAUAUGACUUUCUCGAGUUGCAACGUCAGCAUCUAAAAAAAUCUGGUGUUACGUCGGCCCUAGAACCAGUUCGAGAAAGAUUGGUCGAGCUGGAGAGUCGCGUCAUUGCAACGAACGACAAGCUAAGCUCUCUCGAAGGACGACUCAAUGACCUAAUGGCAAACAUCAGCGAGUCUUCGCCCCAAUUUCCUAAACAGAUGGAGAAUAACACAGACGAAAUUAAAACCCGGGUAGAUCAGCUUGUCACUCAGUUGGAGCAGCUCCAAAAUCAGGUUUUCAACCUUACCAAUGUUUCUGAGACGUCACAACAUGCGACUGAGAUCGAAACCCGCAAAAGGUUUCCGCAGCCAUUUGAAGAUCGGAUCCCAGAAUUGAAAUUAUCAACUGAGCACUUUGAGGAACGUUUGGAAACCAAUGUUUCGGAACUUGAGAGGCGACUUGAACAUUUGAAUAAUAGCAUAAAUGGUGAUAUCUCUAAAUUGUCUUCUCGGGUUCAGGACCUGCAAACCAACUUUAAUAGGUGGAAGGAAUCCAUGGUGUCGACCACACACUAUGCGAGUUUAGAAACCGACUUCCGAAUGCUCAAACAAACAGUGGACGCAAAUAAGUGGGCCUUACCAUUGGAUGAAGUCAAGGACAAUAUCGGGUGCUUGAACCAGGAGUUCCUCGAAUUCAAGGAGAGUUCGUUUGGCUUAAAAUCAAAACAGGAUAGAUUAGCCAGCGACAUCAACAUUAUUAGUCAAUAUAUUACUCAAUUACAAGCCACCCAACCGUGGAAACAGGCCGACGCCGCGGCUGAUUCGCAUUCAGCAAUAGUUGCUGAUAUCAAAAACGCAAAACAAAAAAUCGAAACACUUUCGAACACCAUUCGAUGUACGGAGGAUACUAUCGAUCUCAAGUUGAAAGAAUCCUCCAAGGAAAUGGAGCGUAUGUGGCGGGUUGAGCUUGAUAAUCUGCGUAAACAGAGUGCCGCCCUUGAAACGGUCCACAUACUAUCCACUCGGGUGGAUGAAUUGGGAACUCGGGCUGAAAGUUGCAACUCCGAGAUGCUAAAGGUCAAGGAGAUAGCAAAAGAAGCAGAGAAUUCAGCGAUAGGCACCGAAUUAACUGUCAGACACAUUGAAAGCAAACUUCUAAAAACUGCAAACGACAUUGAGGGCUGCCGCCGCACACUAGUAUUUGUCGACAGAAAUUUGGUCAAAGUUGCUGAUGAAACGGGAGUUACGCUUAUUAACGAGUUUGACCCUCCCUCCAAAGCCGAAGUCAAGGUAGAAGAACCUCAAAUUCCCCAUCCUGGGCCGAAGGAGGCGAAGCUUUUGGCAUUGCAAGAUUCUCCUGCCUCUAAGGACUCUGACGCACAGCGACAGCAGUUCGAUAAAAAAGACGAGACCCCAUCGACUGGUUCUGCUCUGUCAGAAUCUAACAAAUCCCUGAAAGAGGCAGAGUUAAUCGUCAACCCACCCGAGGCCCCAACCCCGGCGUCCGACGAUUCAAAGCAACCCGGGCUCGAGGCCAGUAAAUGGGCCCCUGCCAAACCAAAAGAAUCUGAGAAGGGCCAUUUUCAGGUUAGUGAAUCGGCGACCAUGACGCGAGAUACACAGCCUGAGGAAUCGGAAGCCAAAACAUCUAUUACUACCGACCCCAAGGACCUCGAAAAAUGCGGACUUGGGGCUAGUAAAUGGGCAACUGCAGCACUUGACCCACGGCCUGUGGGCUUAGAGGCGAGUCAAUGGGCUACUUCAGAUCCCCCCAGCUCCGCCGGUAAAAGCCAGAAAAAGGGCAACUCCUCAAAAAAAGGCAAAAAGAAGUAA